Musa acuminata AAA Group (dessert banana) is the source of this 378-nucleotide messenger RNA. RefSeq lists its product as uncharacterized. The transcript has a single exon. The record is from RefSeq and is a predicted model, not a curated record. Bases 1 to 378 code for a protein of 125 amino acids. NCBI's taxonomy places the organism in Eukaryota, Viridiplantae, Streptophyta, Magnoliopsida, Zingiberales, Musaceae.
AUGGCGCUAUAUGUGGCUUCUGACGCCUUGAUGUGCAGGGUGUUCCCAAUGACCUUGAGGGGGCCGGCCCGCGCAUGGUACAACGGCCUGAAGACCGGGACCAUCACUUCCUUCGACCAGCUCGCCAGGGACUUUGAGCUCAGCUUCCUAGCCUACGCCCGACCGAAGCCGUCCAUGGCGUUACUCCUCGGACUCAACCAAAAGGAGGACGAGCCCCUCUCCCUUUUUGUGAACCGUUUUACGACGCAGAUCCGAGGGCUCUCGGACGCUCACCCCUCUCUGUUGGUGCAGGCAUUCAUGAAAGGCCUGCGACCUUCCAGAUUCCUCUGGUCCCUCGCGGAGCGACCUCCCACUACGGUGCUAGAGAUGCUCCAGUAG